Molecule: messenger RNA, 1526 nt
Organism: Pocillopora verrucosa
Lineage: Eukaryota; Metazoa; Cnidaria; Anthozoa; Scleractinia; Pocilloporidae
Source: RefSeq, a predicted model, not a curated record
UCGGAUUUGUUCUGCACAGAUCCCGUCUUGCGAUUGGUAUACUCAACACAAACAUCUGACUCAGCCAAAGAAAGAAUCGAAUCGCUUUAAUUGUCUCUAGAAUACGAAACAUCCACGCUGAUGGCGAUUCCAGGAUGGAAAGCUGUGCUUCUCUUGUUUGCCGUGGUAGUGCUGAUAUUGAACGAGGUAUUGUGGCAAUGGUUGUGGUGGCGGCUAGACCAUAUCGCAGGAACUAAUGACACGUGUUCACCAGGAAAUUACAAGUUGAUCGGCAAUGAUAGUACCAUCAUGAAAUGUCAGCCCUGCCAUCCCUGUGGUACCGGCAUGAAGCUUACUCCGCCAUGUGGCAGAACAGUGACUCUCGAUACCAUUGUGAUGUGUGUGCCAAUUGAAAUUCACGCCACUAAGAGGAUACCAAGGAAAACUCAUUUGCCUACGGAGGGGAUCAAACUUACAAACCUUUCAAAUUCCCUUCCGUAUACGGUUAAGCGUUGGGAGAGGAAACGACGACCUAAACUGUUGAUACAGCAAUCGAAAAGGCCAAAACACUUCACAACAUCAUACACAGAAGAGUUGCAUGGAAAAACAUCUAACGCCACCUGGGGAUCUCAGAUUAUAAACAUUACUUAUGUGCUGAGUGGUUUUCCGUGGGUCGAAUGUGUGGCGGUUGUUGUGCUUGUCAUAAUUUCCAUAUUGCUUGGAUUUGUGGUGUGGCGUCUGAAUAGUGUCAGACACAUUAUUUGGAAUAAGGAUUGCCGAGACUAUCAGAGAUUAAAGAGCGCAGAGUCAAUUGAAGAAAUGUCGUACUCCUCUGACGAUGCUGGUCACUUAAACGUAAAGAAUUCAACCGACCUGUCUACCUCUCCAGAUGAUCUUAAAGGUCUCAUAUUGUCCGAGCUACCUCCAGAUCUUGAAGUCUUACUGGUAGAGAAACUGGACGUGCGACGCAAAGGUGAACAUCGCUAUGGUUGGCAAAAAGUGGGUGCUGCGUUUGAGAUCUGCAGAGAUGAACUCCGUCACCUAAAGAUUGAAUACAAAAGAGAAAACGGAAGUCCAACCAGCAAGCUGUUAUUGAAACUUGGAACUUCUAAAUGUGCGACAAUAUCCGACCUCAUCAAUGUACUGAAGAGUCAUAAAGUAAACCGCCCCGAUGUCGCGUCUCGCGUCAUUCAAUUCAUUCAAGCAGUCAGUAAUUCCCAGCAUGCAUAAUAACGAUUUUUUUUAUUUGCGCGGGUAAGAUUUUGGCCUUUUAACCCCGCUGCCUGUUGCUGUCCAGAAAACAGUUUUAAGGAGUACAAUUCUGUUUAAGGAUUAAACAGGGUGUAAAUUUUUUUUUUCAUAGAAGCUGCUAAACGGAUGUUUGUCAAAUCAAAAAAUAGCACAUUCAAAAUGCAAUUUGACAAUUAUUCAAAUCCUAUGGAAAUUCAUUCUUUUAGUUCUCUGUUUCUGAUUUGAUGAGGUAUAGGGAUCUAGGACAGUUCGCCACAAAACAACCUACCGCCUCAUCUGACUGUAAACAUUUACGA